UUUUUGUGCGCGUGUCCAGCGGAAGGUUGGGCCAAACGUCACCUCCUCCAGCAGCGCCAUAUCGCUGCAGAAACCGAUUGUUCUCGGUAGAAGUGUUGACGUUCUGAAGAUCUGGAGAUGCCGACCAUGUUGUGGAUUUGGGGGUUCCUGGCGCUUUUCGCGCACUCAGUGGUGUCAUAUACAAACGGGAAAUGUGGUCCUCCAACCAGGUAUCCAGACAAACACCUGUUGGAAAAGUAUGAGGGGAGGCAGGAGUUUAAUGACGGAGACAAGGUGACGUAUAAGUGCGCGCUCGGUUACACCGGUCAGGGCUUGCGCGUCUCCUCCUGUAACAACGGAGCAUGGAGUCGCCUGGACUUCCAGUGCAAGAGGAAAAGGUGCGGUUCGGCUGGAGAGCUACCAAACGGCCGAUUCCGACACAUGGGAAACGAAUUAGAGGACUUGGUCUACGCAGAGUGCAGUGACGGCUACGUUCUACAAGGGGAUUCCGUUAGAAAAUGCCUGGCUGACGGGUGGAGUGGAACAGUACCUCGCUGUGUGGUGGCUGAUGUUGCUACUGUAACCUUUGCCACUGGAGUGGUUUGUCCUCUACUCAAAAAUGAGAACGCUACGUUUCAUGGAGCAAAGGCUGCUUAUAAUCCUGGAGAGACCUUAUCCUACUCCUGCAAUGCUGGAUUCCAGCUGAAUGGCAAUAACAGCAUUCUGCAGUGUGGCAGAACGGGGCAGUGGAUCCCGAGUCACACUAACUGUCACAAGAUCAAAUGUGAGCGAUUUACCAUACCCGAUGGAAAAGUGAGGUUUGGUCAUCUAACCUAUAACACACGAGUAAGCAUCUACUGUAAGGAUGGGUUCCACCUCAAAGGGCCAAGUCACGUCACCUGUGGAGGCCAGGGCGUUUGGAUUCCAGCUCCACCCACCUGUGUAAAAGUGAUGCCCGUACAGGUCACAUGCCCCCCCCCGGCGGUGCCCAACAGCAGCGGACAGGACGGAUACAAAGCGGAGUAUGAAGUUGGAGAACGUGCCGCCAUCUCCUGCCAGAAAGGCUACAGACUGAUUGGCUCGUCACAGAUCACGUGUCUAGAAGACGGCCAAUGGGAGGAACUGCCGAACUGUCACCUCAUUGAAGGGAGAUGUCCUCCUCCACCGUACGUCCCUAACGCCCACACCGAGCACAACGACCAGACGCACUACAAACCCAAUACCAUUCUCCGCUUCAAAUGUAAUCACGGCUACCGCAUGGCCCGAGGCCCGAGCACCAUCUCCUGCAGGGACGGCCAGUGGACUGAUGUUCAGCUGAUGUGUGAAAAGAAAAGGUGCGGCUCGGCCGGGGAGGUGGAAAACGGACGUUAUCACUAUACAGGCAAUUUGUUCGGGGACAUGGCUACAGCCAGGUGCAAUACAGGGUACCAACUGGUCGGAAAGGCCGUGAGAUUAUGCAGAGCCAAUGGCUGGGAUGGCAGAGCACCUGUAUGUGAGGCAAUCCAGUGCCCUGAGCCUCCCUCGGUCCUGGGCGCAGACUUAAUUUAUGACCUAAGUGAAAUAAUAAAAUACGGUUAUGUGGCGUCAUACAGAUGUCACUUUGGGACGUUGAUCGGCGAAUCAGACAUCGUGUGCACUGAACAGGGCACGUGGAGCCCUCCUGCUCCUCGCUGUGAAGUUACAUGCCCUCCCCUCAACCUGUGGUACGGAGUAAUAGUGUCUGGAAUGAGACCUCGAUACCCAUCUGGGAGCUCGGUGGCUUUCAGGUGCAACCCAGGACGAAGAUUAAGCGGCCCUAAAGUCAUCACCUGUGGUAUGGAUGGAUACUGGAAGCCGAGACUCCCUAAUUGUGUAAUUUGUCUGAGUUCUGGAGAUGGCGGUCAUCGUGUGGACUUGUGUGAUGUUGGUGCUCUCAGUGCACCUCUCCCUCAGUCAUCGACUCCUACGUCUUACUCUUUCUCCUCACGCUUUACCUUUGCAGCCCCUAGCAAAGAAUGUCCACCACUCAGCACAGAUGAUAAAGCUACUUAUAACAUAACAAAGGACACAUAUACAGAUAAGGAGACCGUAUCCUACGUCUGCAAUGUUGGCUUCCGGCUAAAGGGCCGCAAAAGUAAACUCCUGUGUGUAAAUGGAACAUGGAAACCAAAAAGUGCAGAAUGUAAACUGAUCAAAUGUGAGAAAUUGACCAUUCCCAAUGCCAGUCUAAAUACUGGCCAUCGAAGGUUCAACACCCAAGUAAACAUCAGCUGCCAGGAGGGGUACAACAUCAAAGGGCCUAAUGUUAUCACCUGUGGAGGCCAGGGCGUUUGGAUUCCAGCUCCACCCACCUGUGUAAAAGUGAUGCCCGUACAGGUCACAUGCCCCCCCCCGGCGGUGCCCAACAGCAGCGGACAGGACGGAUACAAAGCGGAGUAUGAAGUUGGAGAACGUGCCGCCAUCUCCUGCCAGAAAGGCUACAGACUGAUUGGCUCGUCACAGAUCACGUGUCUAGAAGACGGCCAAUGGGAGGAACUGCCGAAAUGUCACCUCGUUGAAGGGAGAUGUCCUCCUCCACCGUACGUCCCUAACGCCCACACCGAGCACAACGACCAGACGGACUACGAACCCAAUACCACUCUCCGCUUAAAGUGCAAUCUCGGCUACCGCAUAGCCCGAGGCCCGAGCACCAUCUCCUGCAGGGACGGCCAGUGGACUGAUGUUCAGCUGAUGUGUGAAAAGAAAAGGUGCGGCUCGGCCGGGGAGGUGGAAAACGGACGUUAUCACUAUACAGGCUCUUCGUUCGGGGACAUGGCUACAGCCAGGUGCUUUGAAGGGUACCAGCUGAUUGGAGUGGGUGUGAGGCACUGCACGAAUAAUGGAUGGGAUGGACGAGUAGCUGUGUGUGAGGCUAACCAGUGCCCUGAUCCUCCAGAGGUGCCAGACGCAGACGUAUAUUUAGGGACAAGUGGGAUAAUAAAACCAGGUUACGUGGCGUCCUACAGCUGUCGUUUAGGCACGUUGAUCGGCGAAUCCGAAAUCGUCUGCACUGAAGAUGGCACAUGGAGUCAUGAGGCUCCUAGGUGUAAAGUUGUUUCGUGUCCUGCCCCUAAUAUACAGUCUGGGUUUAUAUUUUCUGGAGUGAGGCGUCAGUACAAUUCUGGAAUCUUGGUGACGAUCAAGUGCAAUCCAGGAUGGAGAUUAUUUGGCUCUAGUGUCAUCAAGUGUGGGGCGGAUGGAGAAUGGAGACCAAGACUCCCUAAAUGCAGCUCUUCCCAAGGAGGACGUUACUGAGAGCAGAAGCGCAGCAGCAACUUCUCGUCCUUCAUCAGUUUUCUGUGACACUUUACACACACACAAAAAAAAAAAGCACCCGUCCAAUAAUGAUCGCAUUAAUAAGGUUAAUAUCUGAUGUCAUCAUUUUAAUAAGAAAUAAACUGCUGUCCUGCUGCA
Messenger RNA from Silurus meridionalis, 3411 nucleotides. RefSeq names its product complement receptor type 1. The transcript is spliced from 22 exons. The record is from RefSeq and is a predicted model, not a curated record. Bases 118 to 3252 code for a protein of 1044 amino acids. NCBI's taxonomy places the organism in Eukaryota, Metazoa, Chordata, Actinopteri, Siluriformes, Siluridae.